AUGGAAGAGAAACAGUUAUAUGGAGCACUUACGGUGUAUCGCGAACGAGGAGCUUAUCUUCGCCGUCUUGAGCAGUUUGAAAAGGCGAAAGCUUCUUACGAUGAGGCUUUUCAAAAUAGUCCUGAGGAUGUGCGUACGCUGACGGGGCGCAGCCAGGUUUGCGCAGAUGCUGUAAAGCCAGUGCAAGCAUACUCUGAUGCAGAACUGGCGCUUCAGCUCGAACCAAGGAACAUGAACGCGCGCAAUAUGCAGGCGCGGGCACUAUAUACCAUGUCCGAUUUCGAGCGCUCUGUUGUCAUGAACUUUCGAGGGCUCAGGGUUCGACGCCAGCCUCCAUACUUUACAGAAGGUAUAAAUCAAGGCAUAGAAACUAUUCAAGAUUGUAUCGGUGUCAACGCUGGCAGCGUGAUGUUAGAUUUCUUACCUCUCAUCAAACAACUGGAAGCGACACGGGGUAGUGAUAAUGAACCGCAAAAGGUCACACAUGUAUCUCGUAUUCCCAAACCUGAGCGAAAACGUAAACUAACGCAGAUGGAGGCCCGAAAGCAUUAUAUCUUAUCUCGUGUGCUAGCUAUGAAAUAUCUUGGUCCAAUGGCCUACGAUAAAUUUUUUCUUCAAAGUCUCACUGAAGAUCCUCGAAUCAAAUCUGCUAAUUCUGCUGGUAGUGAGGAACUCAAAUCACUCGUCAAAGAAGCCUUACGAUCUCUUAGUGAAAGACAAGAGAUGUUGCGGUCACAGAGACCAUAUUAUACUAUUAAAUUUGCUGAAAAAGCGGAAUCUAAACAUCAAAAUAAAUAUAAGGAGUUAGUGCUUAUAAGAGAGCGUGAAAUUGGAGCGCGUACUUCUGAACGUUUGUUGAAACAGCUUGAGAAGAGUAUGCGAGAAAACCGCGUUAUGGAUUUGAUAGCACAGGCCGAACGGAUGCAGUUAUUCCUCGACUCAAAAACUCCAAGAACAUUACCCGACAAAGAGCUUUAUACAGACCGCUUAUACAGGGCCGUGGGCGAAGGAUAUUUAUCACAACAUCGUUUAUCGUACACUCUCAGUGAACGCGGCAAUCGACGUCGUAUCGCUUUUCUUAUGGGCUUACCCGUGGGUCGUCCUACUUCUUUCGAUUCAGUUAUGGCUAACUAUCCUUACAAAUUCAUUGACAUAAAAGAAGCAACUGAAAAAGUACAAGCUUCUCUUGAAAUGUGCGAGAAUUCAACUAUGAAAUGUUGGCUUAUGUAUGAGUUGGCUCGAUUACUUUGUACACAAAAAAAUUAUGCACUGGCUAAAUAUUACGGCAAACGCUGUCAACGAGAAGCUCAGGAACUAGGUAGUGUCACGUGGUGGUUAAACGGCUGUUUCGUUCUGAUGAGCGGAGAUAUGCAACAAGCCAACGCUAACGAAGUGCGCGUCUUGGUGGAAGAAGCUUACGAAUACUCAAAGAAGAUGCAGGACCCAGAACGGGUGCACGCUUUCUUGUUCAAGUGUGCAGAGAUGGUGUCACAAACAGUCACGGCAGACGAACGAAAAGCUAUUAUGCAGCGCGAGAAACAAGUCGUAUCUGUUAUGAACGCAGAGCAGGCCAUCGAGACUCAGGUACUGUUCAAGAAAAUGUCGACAGUGCCACCAGGGCGACGCUUUUCUGUACUGCCGCGAAAACCGGAACCGGGCGGAGAAGCAGAGCGGCGCAAGCGCAUACAGCGUGGACUUACAGUCAUUCCUGGACCAGAACAAGUUAUACCAGCACCACCACAAUCUGGUGUUCUUGGAUUACAAUUAUUCGAUAUCUGA
This is a messenger RNA of Arctia plantaginis, 1779 nucleotides long. NCBI's taxonomy places the organism in Eukaryota, Metazoa, Arthropoda, Insecta, Lepidoptera, Erebidae. The record is from the annotation of a GenBank genome assembly.